Molecule: messenger RNA, 600 nt
Organism: Plasmodium vinckei vinckei
Lineage: Eukaryota; Apicomplexa; Aconoidasida; Haemosporida; Plasmodiidae
Product: conserved Plasmodium protein, unknown function
Exons: 3
Coding region: 1-600 (199 amino acids)
Biological process (GO): RNA processing
Molecular function (GO): RNA binding
Source: RefSeq, a predicted model, not a curated record
AUGAAUGGAGAAUAUUUCAACAAUGAGCCCCCACCUGGGAUUUUAAAUGACUUUAAUAACAAUGAAACUUCGUUGGAUUACUACAAUCUUAGAGAAAAUGAAAGACCCAUGUUUUCAUCCUAUAUUUCUAGCACAGAGAAGCUAAAAUAUUUACCGAAAACCUUAAGAGAGCAUAUUAUAAUUGAAUAUACAGCGACAUUUGCAAUUUUGGAAAGUGAUAUUGUGGAAUUCUAUUUAAAGCUAGAUAAUGAUUUGCUAAUAAAAUUCCCAUUUCUACAUGUAGACCAUCCUUUACAUGAAUAUUAUGAAUAUAUUAAGACAAAUACAAAAAAAAGAAUUGUAAAUGUUUGUCCUGAUGUUAUAUCUGAACCUUUAAAAGAUUUAUUGUUAUAUGUUCAAAAAUUAGAAAAAGAAAAAAUUGUAAAAAAUGAAACAAAAACAAAAUUGUUAGAAGAAAAACAAGCAAAUGCAUUAAAAGAAGCAAAAGAUAAAACACAAAAAUUAAAACAAAAGGGGGAUCAAUCAUAUUCAUCACUUUUUUUGAAAUAUAUGGAAUCAGAUGAAGAAUCAUUUGAAAAGGAUAACACAAAAACUUCUUAA